Triticum aestivum (bread wheat) is the source of this 988-nucleotide messenger RNA. RefSeq lists its product as uncharacterized. The coding region runs from base 32 to 481 and encodes 149 amino acids. The transcript is spliced from 3 exons. Lineage: Eukaryota; Viridiplantae; Streptophyta; Magnoliopsida; Poales; Poaceae. The record is from RefSeq and is a predicted model, not a curated record.
UACGCUGGCUGGGCUAGACCAAAACAAACGCAUGCGCCCAUCUCUCUCGCUCAUGUCUGGUCCUCUCGAUCCCCUUGCGCCGCCGCCACAGACGCUGGCCGAUUCCGGCCGCUCCGGUGAGCUCUGGCGCCGUCCAGCACACCUACGGCUGCUCCUCGAUGAGCUCUGUCUAUUCCUCCGCAUCGAUUUGUUUUCCUCUGCUCCCUGUGGUCGCCCCCUUCAGUUAUGUCUUGCUAGGGUUUCGGUGUUGGUCGUGCUCCUCCAGCUCGCCGGGGGCUCCGCGUGCGCGGCCAAGCUGCCGCCGCCGCCGUGCAGCCGGUCGUGCGCGAUGCUCAACUGCGACUCGGUGGGGAUCCGGUACGGCAAGUUCUGCAGCAUGGGGUGGAGCGGGUGCAAGGGGAGGACCCCUACGACGACCUCGAUGCAUGCUGCCGCGAGCACGACAGUUGCCUCAAAAAAAAAGCGACAGGUUGGUUCAUGAAGAUGUCUUUCCUGCACCGAAGGGCGGCCGGCUAGGAUGCAUCACCACCCAUGGGGCUUAAUUGUGCAUGGUUUUUGAUCUGACAGUUGGUGCGUAGGUGUAUCCUGAGCAGAGCUAUCCCACUUUGUGUUCUUUAGUCCAUCAGAGUUUGGGUUGUGAACUGCCUGUAUUUGUUUCUCUGAUUUAAAGUACGUCUACAGCCCUUGAAGACAUUCCGUAAUGGUAGCUAGAUAAUUCUUUUCUUACUAAUAUGUACGUCUACAGCUUUCCCUGUAACAGCAGCGACAGCAGCCUAUUACUUCACAGUAAACACAUUUAUCUGAUUAUGAGGUUUUAGAUGUGUUUUACAUGUUUGUCAAAUUACUACGCUUACUGUUAGAACACCCAAUACUGCACCCAAAAAACAACGUACUGAUAGUUGGUGUCUCGACACACGGUAGCUAAUUCAUACAUAAUUUCUACUGAUCCAUCUAGACUUCUCCUAUGUUAUGUUUUUUUGUUAUUUCC